AUGUACUUCUUCCUCCUCAGCCACUCCCUCCUUGACGUGGGCUCCAUCUCCACCACCAUCCCCAAAUCCAUGGCCAAUUCCCUUUGGGACAACAGGGCCAUUUCCUACUCUGGAUGUGCUGCCCAGGUCUUCCUGGUAACAUUCUUCCUUUCAGCAGAGUUUUCGCUCCUCACAGUCAUGGCCUGUGACUGCUGUGUUGCCAUCUGCAGACCCCUGCACUACGGGACCCGCCUGGGCAACAGAGCUUGUGUGAAAAUGGCAGCAGCUGCCUGGGUCAGUAGGUUUCUCAAUGCUCUCCUGCACACUGGGAACAUAUUUCCCACACCUCUCUGCCAAGGCAAUGUUCUGGACCAUUUCUUCUGUGAGAUCCCCCAGAUCCUCAAGCUCUCCUGCUCACACUCCUACCUCAGGGAAGUUGGACUGAUUGUGGUUAGUGCCUCUCAAGUCUUUAUGUGUUUCAUUUUCAUUGUGCUGUCCUAUGUUCAAGUCCUCAGAGCUGUGCUGCGGAUCUCCUCUGAGCAGGGCCACCACAAAGCCUUUUCCAUGUGCUUCCCGCACCUGGCCGUGGUUUCCUUGUUUGUCAGCACUGCAUUUUUUGCCUACCUGAAGCCUCCCUCCAUCUCAUUGCAAACUCUGGAUCUAGUCCUGGCCAUUCUGCAUGAGGUGGUUCCUCCAGCAGUAAACCCCGUAAUCUAUAGCAUGAGGAACAAGGACCUCAAGGAUGCCCUGAGGAAAGCCAUUGCAUGGAUAUUUUCCAGCAGUGGUAAAAUUGUCUUUGCUCUCCCCAAAUGA
Molecule: messenger RNA, 792 nt
Organism: Nothoprocta perdicaria
Lineage: Eukaryota; Metazoa; Chordata; Aves; Tinamiformes; Tinamidae
Product: olfactory receptor 14C36-like
Exons: 1
Coding region: 1-792 (263 amino acids)
Biological process (GO): G protein-coupled receptor signaling pathway
Cellular component (GO): membrane
Molecular function (GO): olfactory receptor activity
Source: RefSeq, a predicted model, not a curated record